Messenger RNA from Mizuhopecten yessoensis (Yesso scallop), 625 nucleotides. RefSeq names its product ileal sodium/bile acid cotransporter-like. Gene Ontology annotation, molecular function: bile acid:sodium symporter activity. The transcript has 2 exons. Gene Ontology annotation, biological process: bile acid and bile salt transport. The record is from RefSeq and is a predicted model, not a curated record. Bases 20 to 625 code for a protein of 201 amino acids. Lineage: Eukaryota; Metazoa; Mollusca; Bivalvia; Pectinida; Pectinidae. Gene Ontology annotation, cellular component: membrane.
GAUAUCCUACAUUUUGGACAUGACCACUCCCGGGCUAGACCUUUUGUUCGGCUAUUACGAGUUGACAACUCCGUCCCCAAACUCGUCCGCUAACCUGACAAUGGUACCACCUUCACCGUCAGCCUUAAAGAUUGCUUCUGAUGUCGUAAUAAAAACCACGCUUAUCAUCAUCAUGGCAGGCAUGGGCAGCACAAUAGAGAUCAAACCUCUUCUCCAGCACCUCAGGAGACCGGUUGGUAUCGCCAUCGGCAUGCUCUCUCAGUUCAUCGUACUUCCGGCGGUCACGUUUGGUCUUGCGCAUGCGCUGCAGAUGUCUACAUAUCCCGCGCUUGGAAUGCUGGUGAUUGGUUCGUGUCCUGGAGGUUCAACGUCAAAUGUGUUCUCCUAUUGGAUGGAUGGUGACGUCCCACUCAGUGUAGCGAUGACGGCAACGUCAACUGUCAUGGCGAUGGGGAUGAUGCCGCUGAAUCUGUUUAUCUACAGUCGGAGCUGGACUGACGAGGCUCUGGUCAUCCCCUACGUCAACAUCGCUAUCUCCUUCGUCAUGACCAUCACCCCGGCCGCCGUCGGGAUGUUCUUUCGCUGGAAAUGGCCAAAGGUGGCUGAUGUCAUAGUCAAGGUAUGA